Molecule: messenger RNA, 2065 nt
Organism: Pezoporus flaviventris
Lineage: Eukaryota; Metazoa; Chordata; Aves; Psittaciformes; Psittacidae
Gene: PARPBP
Product: PARP1 binding protein
Biological process (GO): negative regulation of double-strand break repair via homologous recombination
Cellular component (GO): chromatin
Source: RefSeq, a predicted model, not a curated record
GUCAACGGCUCCCAAACUCUAAUUGGGCAGCUGGGGAGGGUUUAAAUUUAAACCGCCAGGAGAGCGGCUCUGCUCUCUAGACGCGCAGGCAAUGAUUACUUUCCAGCAAAAAAUUUUAAACUUGAUCAAGUGUUUCAGAAGACAAUGGCAUUUAUUUUCAAACUCUGAAAGGACUACUGUAUGUGGAGCAGACUGCAUGAUAAUGGCACUACAACUGUCAAUGGCUGAAGUCAAUAAGCAGCACCACGGAGAUUUCACAGUCUCGCUUAGUGAUUUAUUGGAAACUUGGAAAUACUUGUUAUAUGACAAACUGGGAUUAUCAUAUGAAAACAUGAAAGAACCUGAAAAUUAUGCUGACAUGAAAAAAGCUUAUCAUGCCUUCUUAGCAAGAAGCAGUAUGCUAGAUCUAAUAGAUAUAUAUCAGAAGUGCUGUGGUCUUGGACUUGUAUCUGAAGAUGAAAACAUAGCUCCUGUACAACUGUUAGAAUUCAUUUCUGGCCUAGUGAAUGUACAAGAAAACAGUGGUUCUGUUACUUUUACUCCUACAGUCAACAGACAUGGCCAUGAGAAUGUAAAGAUGACAAUCCUGGCAAAGAAGUGUGUUUGCUCAUAUUUAAGCCUGUUGGUGAAUUCUAAGGAUGAUCUGGCAUUGGCUCAUAUUCUGAAUGUUCCUGACAGAGGACUUGAUAGAGAAGCUUUCACUAACCUAAAACAUGCCUCACAGGAGAAAAAAAUGUCAAUUUUCCUGAUGGCAACAUCUUUUAUCCGAACUGUAGAAAUUGGAGGAAGAGGCUAUGCAUCUUCGUUGUUUGAUCCUUUAGAAGUCCAUGUAAAGGGACUUUCUAACUUCAUUAAUUUUAUUGAUAAACUACAAGAAAUUCUUGGUGAAAUCUUAAAUCCAAGAAUCGCAGGGGGGAGAAUUCUGUCAACAGUGAAGAUGCAUUUGAUAAAAGGCCGAAGCAGUGGGGAUCCUUUCUGUCAAGCAGUAGAGGAAGUUGUACAAGAUUUGGAUUUGAAGAUUAAAAAUAUUAUAGAUUCACAACAUGAAGCCUUGACUGCCAGCACUACUGGACUUAGUCCAGCACGGCCAAAAUUGCAUUCUGUAAAUCAUGGCACUGCAUAUUGUGGCAGAGAUACUGUAAAGGUCUUACUAGUUCUUCUGGAUGAAGAAGCUGUCAAUCCUCCCACCCAGAACAAAGCAGAACUAUUAUAUGACAAUGAAAACUUAAAUUUGUUUGGAAUCACCUCUGUUUUGACACUCUUCAGGUCUCCAGCACAAUCCAAUGUAUCUUCUCCAAAACCCCUUAGACAGCGUAUUCAGGAAUCUAUGGAUGAAAAAAAAAAGAUGAAGCAAUCUUCAAUAAAAUCUCAGUUUGCAUCUACAUAUAAAAAUGAGUUCAGUGAAAUAAAUGGUCAACAUUUCCUCAGCAUUAGCCAAAUUCCAACCUGCACAAAUCCUGCACCAAAGCAACAAUUAAAAGCUGGAUAUGUCACAGAAGGUAUGAAUUCAUGUCUUGAUGUACCAGUGCUUGGAACUAUUUCUGAAAAUGUUCACCAGACUAGAAGUUAUACAGAAAUGGGAAAGCUCAGUUGUCAGCCAAGAAACAAGAACUCCAAGAAUGAACAGAUGGAUUUGAAUAAUGACAAAGUAAUCUGUGAUAAGGAAAGUGAACCAUCUUUGCAAAAAAAUACUAAAAGAUCUAAGACUUCAAACAGUCCUCAGAAGGAAUUGGACAGCAAAAUCCCUGGCAAAAGAAAACACAGCAAAACUGCAACCAAGAAUAAACUGAUUGCUGGUCAGGCAAAAUUAACUCACUUUUUUCGACUGUAAGUUUUUGCUUUCGCAUACGUGGUGCAUUGACUGGCUCAGAAGAUGUAAAAUUUUGUGAAAAUUUGGUGAAAUUCACUAUUGCUUCCUUUCAUACUCAAAUAAGUGGGAAGUACCUUGUGUGCAAAAUUAAACAAAUACUGGUCUAGAUUAUGCAGAAUUUUUUUAUUUUUUGAUAACAAUACAUCAUUAGUAAUUACAACUAUGUUCUUUUUUGGUAAUGAAUUGUUUCCCACU